CUGAAAUUGCCGAAUUGUUUUAGUCUCGGAUUGGACCAAAUUACUUCGAUAUGCCGCCAGCGGAUGACCACCUGCGCGGCCUCCUUGAGCUGCUUGCUCCGGACAGUCUCUCUGUGAACGGCAACGAGCUCGACCAUGCGAGCCAGGACGAGCGGGAGGCGGCGGCGCAUGCCGCUACCCAGACCAAGCCAGGGGACAUAAUCCUCGUCACGACGGGAGGAUUCGUCUACUCCACGGGGCGUUACUUGACCCAGCAACCUUGGGACCACGCCUUGCUGGUCGUGGAUGCCACCAAAGCUCUUCACGUUGGGUUUCCUCGCAUCUGCUACGUCUCGUUGGAGCGUGUGCUUCUUCCGAAGCGCCAACCCGCCAUCUACCGCGUGCCCAGCAUCCACGCCUCGCCCAAUGCGCAAACGCUACUCCAAAAAUACGCUCAACUCAUGCAAGAUACCCCGUACGAUCUAGCGCGAGCGAUAUUGUUAGGUCGCCAUCUUAUGCUCGAACAUUUGUUUAACAUCCAGCCCACGACACGGACAGCCGCGCCUCCGCGUAGAGCAUGGGUAUGCACUGACGCGAUCUUGUCGCUUUUAGCCGUGUGUUCGCCAACUUUUCAUCGCCAACUCAAGGCCAACACCCCUCGACUACACUUGUCCAAGCUGGGAAUUGCAUCGCUCAAGGAUUUCCAAACCCUGCACCACCACAGUGUUCUCGAUCGGGUGCCGUUGCCCCCAUACAAUUUCAACGUGCAGCCCACCCCUGCCUUCGACACGGCGUACUUUAUGACGAAUGUCCUCGCCUUUCCCAAUCCUGUCGUGCUGUGGGACCGCUUUCACAGCGUCGUGGAGCGUUGGGCGGCACAUGCUGUAUGUAUUUUAUUGAGGAAAUUUCCCAUGGGAAGAGUCCCCUGGAGCUGUGAAUUGGGAUUAUAGGCGUACCAACACCCCCAAGCGUUGCAAAAGCAAAUACAGGCGCUUGUGUAUACCGUGUUGUUCCUCUUGGUCUUGAAAAAGCAUUCAGUCGUCCUCUGCCUUCUUCACCGCACUCUGCAACUGUAUUUGGUCAAGCAAGUCGCGUUGACGCUGAUGCCGCCGUCCAAGCUGUAAAGUCUAAUAAAAUAAUACUCCCACA
Aphanomyces astaci is the source of this 1128-nucleotide messenger RNA. RefSeq lists its product as hypothetical. Lineage: Eukaryota; Oomycota; Saprolegniomycetes; Saprolegniales; Verrucalvaceae. The transcript has 9 exons. The record is from RefSeq and is a predicted model, not a curated record. The coding region runs from base 51 to 929 and encodes 292 amino acids.